Molecule: messenger RNA, 1339 nt
Organism: Hypoxylon trugodes
Lineage: Eukaryota; Fungi; Ascomycota; Sordariomycetes; Xylariales; Hypoxylaceae
Product: ribosomal protein L1
Exons: 2
Coding region: 59-1210 (383 amino acids)
Cellular component (GO): 90S preribosome
Source: RefSeq, a predicted model, not a curated record
AUUUUACAAGUGAAAAUAAGUGAAGCUUCAUUAAUUUACAAACUCGAAGAUAUUCACAAUGGCGAACUCAAAAACAGUCACUCUACGCAGCGAGACUGCGGUCUCUCUAGUAGACCCUGAUCAGACUCUCAAGGCUUCCAAGGCCUUGCUGGCGCACAUGAAAAAUGCGUCAAAAGAGAAAGCCGCCAACGCAGAAAAGCGAGACCUUCUAGCCGACCCCGAAGACGAGGAAGGUACCAAAGAAAAACCUAUCUGGUUGAACCUUACAACAAAGCGAUUCAUCGCCGAUUCUCGAAAACUCAAGCCUGGCAAGAUCGUUCUCCCACACUCUCUCAACACCGAUCCCGAGAUCCAAAUAUGCUUAAUCACGGCCGAUCCCCAGCGCGCUUAUAAGAACCUCGUCGCAUCCGAAGAAUUCCCCGCGGAGCUGCGCAAGCGAGUGUCGCGAGUCAUCGAUGUCACGAAAUUGAAGGCGAAAUUUAAGUCCUACGAGUCGCAGCGCCAACUGUUUAGCGAGCACGAUGUGUUCGUCGCUGAUAACAGGAUUAUAAACCGAUUGCCUGCGAUCUUGGGCAAGACAUUCUACAAGACGACUGCGAAGCGCCCUAUUCCGGUCGAGAUACAAGCUCGUGUACCUAAGAGCGAUGGAAAACGAGUGAAGCGCACUAAGGACGCGGAUACACCUAAUGCGUGCACACCGCCGCAAUUGGCGGGUGAGAUUGAGCGUGCGAUUGGUGCUGCGCUUGUUAAUCUCUCGCCUACGGUGAAUACUGCGAUUCGUGUUGGAAAUGCGAAUUGGACCGCCGAGCAGAUCGCUGAGAACGUCGACGUGAUUGCGAAGACGUUGGUUGAGAAGUUUGUACCGGGGAAGUGGAAGAACAUCCGCAGCAUCUACAUCAAGGGCCCUGAAACGGCGGCUCUGCCUGUCUGGCUCACUGAUGAGCUGUGGCUCGAUCAGAAGGAUGUUCUAGCGGAUGGGUCAGAGGAGGCCAAGGCUAUUCUCCCCGCACAGAAGGCGAAUAUUGGCAAGAAGCGGAAGUCGCUUGAGGGUCAACAAGAGGAGGCGGAGCCCGUAACAAAGAAGAGCAAGAAGGCGAAGACUGCCAAAGCAGUUGAGAACGACGAUGCGGGGUUGAAGAAGGAAAUUUCAGACCGAAAAGCAGCGUUAAAGAAGCAGAAGAAGGCAGCUAAGAAGGCUUUGGAAGUUUAGGAACUGUUGUUGGGGCGACGAUGCACAUACGAGGCAUAAUGCGACGACAGGAGUUGGGGUCUACUACGCAGUAUAGGCUUUAAAGAACAAUUCAUUCAUCAACGGCGUUUGGUGGGAACAACAGGUACC